Salvia splendens (bonfire salvia) is the source of this 1552-nucleotide messenger RNA. RefSeq names its product probable serine/threonine-protein kinase SIS8. The coding region runs from base 493 to 1515 and encodes 340 amino acids. The record is from RefSeq and is a predicted model, not a curated record. The transcript has 5 exons. NCBI's taxonomy places the organism in Eukaryota, Viridiplantae, Streptophyta, Magnoliopsida, Lamiales, Lamiaceae.
UAACGUGCUCCUCCGUUUUAGUUCACAUUGGUGCCACUUAAGAUGAAAGGAAUGGACACGCAUAAACUAUAAAAUCUGUCAGGAAAAUUUACUUUUAUUUAUUAACAUCUUUGUGGAUGACAUGAUUUUCAAUUUCAUUUUCAUUUCAAACUUUUUUACACUUGUGGAGAAAAGGUGACCCUGAAAACGUUUUUAUUUUAUAUACCAUCUUCGUUGUGCUCCAUUUUUUGGGAGGAUAUGAGAGAUUUGUUAAAAAAUGCUAUUUGGUUCAUUCUGUUAUAAAAUGCAUUAAAUAAACACUGUGAAAAUAAUUUAAUUUUCUGAGCUUGCUCAUUUCCCCCCUCUUUUUGAAGUUGUAGAUUCUUUGUUCUACACGCAAAUCAUAGACAAGCUGUUUAUGAAUAUUUUGUGGAGAAGAGUUUGCGUUUGCUAUGACUCUUAUGCAUGUUGCAUGUUGCCAAACAUGAUAUUGUAUUUUGAGUUGAAGAAUACAUGGAGGAGACAACGGAUGACACUAGACUGGUGGAAGGAUCAGUUCAUAAUGCCCAGUGGUGGCCAUCAGGUCUUAUUGAUAAACUGCGAGUAAUUUCUCUGGCUUCUCCAGAUGAAACCUCAAGUUCUAAAUCAAAAUGUCAGCUUGACUGUGGGAGUCCAGCCCUUCAUUUAGCAUCACAGAUUUUGUGGGACACUGGAAAGCUAGCAGAACCAAUUCCGGAUGGUUUCUACUUCGUCUAUCCAGAAAGAAGAUUCAAGGAGCUUUUUGAUACUAUUCCCUCCAUAGAUGAGCUCCAGGCUUUGGAUGCUGAUGGGCUCAGGCCCAAUGUUAUUCUUGUUGAUGCACGUAAAGAUAAGAAGCUUUCUAUGUUAAAGCAGCUAGCUGUCACAUUGGUGAGGGGACUCAAUCCAAAUCCUGCCGCCAUAAUCAAGAAGCUAGCUGGAUUGGUCUGUGAUUUCUUCAAAAGACCCAAAUUGGAACCCGAUCAUGUGAGAGGCGCACUAGAAGCGGUCUCUCAUGCAUUGGAUAGUCAAGGUAUCCAUAUGCUGGGCCAUGUAAAGCAUGGAUCUUGCCAUUCCAAAGCUAUCUUAUUCAAAGUUCUUGCUGACACUGUUGGCCUGGAAUGUAUGCUUAUGGUGGGUUUAGAUAGAGAAGGGGUAAUACAGCGAUCAGACGCGUAUAGGCACAUGUCUGCCAUAGUUGUUUUAAAUUCUAGUGAAUUUUUGGUUGAUCUUGCACGUAGCCCUGGGAAAUUGGUGCCAUGCUCAGCCAAGGCAGUCCUUCUCUCUCAUCUCUCUGCUGGUGAGAGUGAUUCUGCUGAAAAUGAUUCAUAUGAUUCACCUAUUGAACCAAAUAGUCCAGUGCGUGCAUUUUCAGAUCAAACAGAAGUUGAAGGUCCCGAGCAUCCUUUCUUCCGUGGACAUGGGCGAUCUUUGCUUGGAGAUUGCAGGCAUUCAUUCCGAGAGUAUGACAAUGAUAUUAACGCAUCAAGGUCUGUAGCUACAGCAUUUGUAAUAUGAUAGUCAGUUCACAUGAAGCAUGUGUUUUAUAUCCUCU